AUGAGUAAUUCAUUUAAUAAAAGAGUUUUAAUUCUUGAAAUGCUGCUGAUACUUGCUUUAAUUAGGAAGUUAUAUGGGGUAUCUGUUUCAUUUAGCGACAUUUAAACUCUUGAUUUAACUUGUACUGUUUAAGGUAGCAACUGUGUAGCUUGCACUAGUGAAGGUUCUUGUACUCAUUGCUAACUAGGAUAUUUCUUAUAUUCUGCCUCUGUUAGUUUUGAUCCUUAAAAUGGUGGCUUAUAAAGCAGCAAAAAUUAUUGUGUUUAAUGCCCAUACUAUCAGAUGCCUUUAUAGAAUUUUAUUUAGUGUGGAGAUUGUCUUGAUAAUCCUAAUACCUGGUAAAAUAGUAGAACUUGUUCAUAUUCAUAUGGAAUGAAAGAUAAUUCUAAAACAUACUACAAUAUAUAUUCUAAAUUACCUUCGCCAGUUAAAAAGCUUUUUUUCAUUAAAAAUGUUUAGAAUUCAUACUAAAUUUAAGAAUGCGUGGGAUGUUAAUAGUUUUGUGGAAAUCAAACAUCAUUAAAUGGAUGUAAUAAAUCAACUAUCCCUAGCUAAGAAAUUCUUUAAACUGCAUUCACAUGCUAAUAAGGUUAUUACUUCUAGUAAAAUCAGUGCAAGAUAUGUUCUGCUAAUUUAUCUUGUAGCAAAUGCUAAAACUCUAGUAAAUGCACCCAAUGUGCUUCAGGCUAUGCCUUAAACAAAUUAUCCUCUUGUGAUUCAUGUUAGUAAGCGAUACCAAACUGCUCAUCUUGUUUUUAUGGAGAUUCUAGUGGAAAUGAUUACUCAGAUAAUCCUUCUUAAUAUACUGUAAACCCUAAUGUUGUUUUAAGUUUGAGAUGCAAAGUUUGUACUGUUUAUCAGCAAUAAACACUUGGUGGAUAAACUAUUACAAUUCCAGAUAUUACACAAAUGGCUAUUCCUUCUCUUGAUAUGACUUAAUGCUUAUAAUGCUCAGUUUUAAUAUCAAAUUGUAUAAAAUGUGAUUAUGCUAAGAAUUAGUCUUAGUAUAUUCAUAGUGAGUAACCAUAAGUAAUUACAUCAUCCCAAUAAGGUAAUUAUUCAUUAAGAUGCAGAAGGUGUAUAGAUGGAUAUUAUGUUAACCCUUCAUUUACUUGUUCUCCUUUUGACCCAAUAGCACAUGCUAAUUGUAUGGUACCAGUUUAAGGGGAUUACACUAGCUCAAAUCAAUCUAUUAAGUACCCAACUUUAAAUGUAUAAAUAUAAGGUAACUAAGUACUAUUCAUAGAUUAAUCUAUAUUACAGUAGCCUUACCCUGCAAGCUAUGUUAAAUAUUGUGCUAUUUGUGUACCUGGUUUCAAAGGAAGUACUUAAAAACCUUACGUAUGUAGUGUUCCUGUUCCUCCUACUGAUAAUUGCUAAAAUUAUUCUAAUUUAAAUUGUAUUGCAUGCAAAUAAGGAUCAUAUCUUAAUGCACAAAAAUAGUGUGUAACGAUUAAUCCUUAAUCACCACCAACAUAAAAAUUUUCUAAUAUUAACAAUUGUGGUUCUUUUUAUUAUGAUGGUUCAUAAUAUAACUGUUUAACUUGUUAACCUGGCAGUACAGGUUAAUAUCCAGACUAUUAGUAAAGAUCUUGCCAGAACUGUGAUUAAAACUGUUUUUUAUGCACUGAGUUUAAUACAAGAUUCUUUUUUGAUGAUGUCAAGAUGCUACUCUUCCCUCAGAUAAGUGAAGAUUAAUAGUAAUUUUACAAGUAAACAUUUAAGCUAUAACCUACUUUAUGGUGUAAAACUUGUGGAGGGAGCGGAAAGAUUAAUCCAUUGACUGGUAAAUGCAACUCUUGUUCUUAGACUUCUUGUUAAAUAUCACCUACUACAUGCUUAUUUGAUUAGUUUGGAGCAUUUUGUUUAAACAGUGCCUUAACUGCGUAAACAAAUUACAGAGGGAAUACUCGGAGUACUUCUUAAUCCGCUGAUAGAACAGGAACAGUUUAUUGUUCUGAUUACUAAAAUAGCUGCCUUUCAAUCAGUGAUACUGAUAAAAUAGCGAAAAACCCUUUCUUGUCUCAAAACAGUAACUACAUUGGUACUGUAUUAUGGACAAUGGCAAAUUAAUGCUAAAAUGUAAAUAAUGUAGUAUUUAAUUCAUAAUUACAAAAAUGUUUGAUUUGUAACUCAGCAGGAGUAGCAUGCAGAAAAAAAGUGGUAAUUCAGACAUUUUUUGAUACUGUGGCUACUACUUCAACUAUGAGUGAUACUGUUUUAUGGAGUUAAUAUUCAUCCAAUUUAGGAUCACUUCCUAACAAUAUUGUUUUUAAUAGUCAAGUUUAUUUAUUAUCUUAAAUAAAUACUGAAGGAAACAGUAAAGUUAUCAACUUAGGAAGUGUAUUAAGUAGCAUGUUUGAUGGAGUAUCAUUGAAUUAUCUAAAGUAUGCAGAUGAAGGAGUAGAUGAAAUCUAGUUUUAGUUCAUUAUUGUUAGUACAAUUUCUACAAACCCAAAUUUAUUGAAUGCAGUAAGCUUAGGAUUUUAAUUAGCAAUCACUUAAAAUGCUUUUUAAAUGAUCCCUUCUUUGAAUAAAGUAACCUUGACUCUUACGACUAUGAAAUAGGGUGUAUAUAGCUCAAUUGGAGUUUAUACUUUACCACUAUAUCUUUCAAGUAUCAUUUAAAUUGAUUCAUUUUCUAAUGUAUCAAUCAAUAAUAUAAAUUUAUCUCCUACCUCUGAUUUAAAUCAAUUUUAAAGUAUAAAUAUCUUUGGAAUUUCUUUAACAAAUACAUUAUUACCAAUAACUGUCUAAUUUAAUAAUUGCUAAAUUACUACUCAACAAACAAUUUAGUAAUAAUAAACUAAUUUUAUUUCUUCAGGUAUUAGCAGUUAUUUUUUAUUAACAACUCCUAAUUUGUAGGAAUUAGACUUAAAUAAUUUCACUCUAAAUUAAUUUUAUUAUCCAACUGGAAUCAAUUGGUACUUUCCAGGGAAUUAAAAUAAUGCUAUAAAUUUUAAUUUCUAAAAUUCUAACUUUUUUGAUUUAUCUUUUAGUUAUGUUAACAUCUUUGCUGCUAAUAAUACAAACACCCAAUUUAAUUUUAACUAAGUUUAUCUGAAAUAGCUUAGCCUUACUUCAAGUAAUUUUGUUUCUGAAUCAUCUAACUUAACUUCCUCAAAUAUUAUGUUAAAUUUACAAUAAAUAACUUUUGAAAAUAUUAAUUUAAUCGAUUCAUUCCUAAUUAAUGUCUUAAACGCUAUCAGAUUUUAAGCUUAAAUUUGGACUAUUAAAACUCCUUUUUAUAUGACCUCUUCAUAAGAGAUUACAGCUGCAUUUUAAACCAAUUUGAUUAAUUUAAAUAAUUUUUAAGUAGUAACUGUUACUGAUAACACUUAAAAUCCUCCACAACCCUUUAAACUAGUACUGAAUAAAGCAUCGCUAUUCAAGACCCCUCCCUAUAGCUUGAAUGUUUUGUAUAACUAAUAAAUAAAUCACAUAUACUCAAACAUCGUUGUAGAUGGAGUAUAUUGCAAUUUAUCAUAAAAGACAGAUUAAAUUUAAGUUUCGGACUGCAUAUUUAGUUUAUCAGCUCCUUAUAAUAACUAUGAUUAUCUUUUAAAUGUUUAAUUCUAAGAUAUUACCAUAUAAAACAUUAAAUCUUCUAACAAUUUUAACACAGAGAGCCAUAGCUAUCUAGUAUCUAUAAAGUAAGUCAAUUCUGUUUCAAUAAGUAAUUUAAAGUUAUUUUCAAAUUUUAAUUUUGAUGGAAUAACAAUUUAUAAUCCUUCUAAUCUUGUUAUUAAUAACUUUGUUUGUGGAGAAGUUUCCAGUAAUAAUUUUUCUACUGCUUUAAGUUGGAUAGAUAAUUUUUCUUUAAAUAAUAUAAUAUCAACUUAAAUUGUUUAGGGGUUUUGCAUGAAUCUCUCCUACUGCUAAGAAAGUAUCGUGUUAAAAAAAUUAUAUCUUUAAAAUUACAUCGGACUAGAUUAAUCUCCUUUUUACAUAAAUUGCCCAUCUGAAAUUAAAUUAAAUAGUUAAACUUAUUCCCCUGUCAAUAUCCAAGAUUUUACAAUAACAAACUCAAUAAUUUUAUUAACAGACCCUAAUAUCUAAGUCGCCCCAAUUUAAUUUAUUAGCAACUUUUAAUUUUAAAUAUAAAUAUCAAAUAUUUAAAUUAAUGGAUCUUAUCUUAUUCCUCUUAACUCAAUAAUAACUAUGACUUUUUCUUCUGCUUCAGGGAUUUAUUUAGAUUCUGUUUCUUCUACUAUUUUAGUUGAUUAUUCCACAUUUCAGUCAACAAUCAGCUAUAAAACAUAGAAUUCAGUUUAUAUAUAAAGCCAGAGUGUUACGAUUUAAAAUUCUCUAUUCUAAAACUCAAAUGUGGCUGAUUCAAAUUAAUUUUCCUAAUCUUCUGGUGGUGCUUUAUAUUUAAGUGCCUCUUCAAUAAAGAUUAUAAAUUGCAACUUCAAAACAAUUUAUGCUAAUUAAGGAGGAGCAAUUUUCUUAAAUGGUCUAUAGUAAACGAAUGCUAUAAUACAAAAUUCUGUAUUCUCGCAUGUAUAUACUCCUUACUUAUCUUAAUCAGAUGGUUAAGGAGGGGCCAUUUAUGCAGAUGCAAGAUCUUCACAAUUCAACUUAUUGAUCGAUACCUGCACUUUUGCAGGUGUAUUUGCUAGAACUAUGGGUGGAAUUGUAUACAUGGAGUCAGGAUCAAGAAUUACUAGUUUGACUAUACAGUCAUCAACUUUAUCAAAUAUAUAUGCACCAUAAGGUUCAUUACUAUUUUGGUCAACCACUAACUCAGCUAGUAGCAUAGUUUUAAAUAAUAAUUAAUUUAUUUGGGAUGAUUAAGGAUUAAUUGACUAACAAAUUGCAGGAAUUUAUACUAAUUAUCAAUCAGUAAAAGAUUCACUUUUAGAGUAAGCUUGGUAGUAGCAUUCUUUUAUAUUUAUGAAAAAAGGCACAUUGACUAUGAAUUAAAACAUUUUCUUUGGUAUAAAGUAUUAAAGUUUGAUGAUUUUAUCAUAAAUCAAUUAAUUUAGUGAUAAUUCUUCACAAAUAAAUGGGUUUUUAAUGGUAAGCUAUCCGUUAAUUUAUUUUGAUACACCAUAAAUUUCUGUCUAAUUUACUUCAACAACUAUAACAGGAAUAUAGGUAUGUCCAUAACAAUUAUGCAAUCCUAAUAAAAGCCAUUUUAUUUCAUUAUUUAAGAAUACUGCUAACGCUUUAAUAUUAACAGAAAACUCAGUUGCUGCUAUAACAUAUACAAAUUUAGUUUUCACUAAUAAUAUUUUAUUAACUAACACAGGACUUUUGUCAUUUAUUCUACCUACAGGUACUUUAAAAAUUAUAGGAGGUAUUUUUACAAAUAAUUAUAGCACUUUUGGAGUUAUUUAUAUUGAAAAAUAAAGCUAUGUAUCUUCUAAUACAAGAGUUCUUUCUGCAAUUAGUAAUCCUACUGUUCAAAUAAUAGGAGCUUCAUUUAGUUUUAAUAAAGGUGUAAAUGGGACGGCGAUAAAUAGCCUUAAUUCGGAUUUGAAAAUCUAAUCUUGUACUUUUAGCAACAACUUAGCUUAGAAUUUUGGAGGAGCAAUUUACUUCUAUGGGGAUACCAAUGAUCAAAGUUCUUAGUUAAUGUUUUAUGGAGCUACUUUUACUAAUAAUAUUGCAAGAAUUGGAGGUGCUUAUUAAAUGUAAGGAGUUCCAGCAUAUUUUGAUCCAAGCUCAAAUAUUGUUAGUACUAAUAAUUAAGCCUUGAUUUAUGGAACAAAUAAUGCCGAUUAUCCUAGGUCAAUCCAACUUAUUUAUAAUGGUUGCAUACUAAAAUAUAAAGAUAGUACAUAAACACCAGUUAUAACAAUUAAAAAUUAUGGGAGUGGUUAAAAUCCAGGUAGUUUUGUAAUAUAACUGCUUGGAAGUGAUGGCAAGAUAUUUUACGCAGAAAACACUUAUUGUACAGUAUCGUUAAAUUAUAAUGGGUAAUCGAUACCAAACACAGCUUAGCUAAUUGGUUCUACCAGAGUUUAGUUUAGCAAUAUUGUAAAAGGUUUUAAUAUUACUGGAAUUAACUUUAUUAUAUAACCACCGAAUUCUCUAAAUGUAAAAAUAUCCUGUGAUGCAAUAAAAAAUCCAUCUUAAAAUGCUAAUUCUAAUUCAUAUGACACAACAUAUUUUUUCCCUCUUAUCAUAAGCAUGAGAGACUGUGCAGUUGGAGAAGUAUAUCAAUCAUCUUCAGGUCAAUGCUAUGCAUGUCCAGCAGGCAAAUAUUCUCUAGUAUAAGGAGCUGAUAGUUGCUUAGCUUGCCCAAAAAUAGGAGUAGAUAAAUGUGAAGGCUACAAUAAUAUGGUGAUAUCUGCAGGUUAUUGGAGGAAAAAUACAAGCAGCGAUAUUAUUAUUUAGUGUAACAAUUUGGAAAGUAAUUGCUUGGGUGGAAGUACAAGCAAGAUGUGUUAUGAAGGGCAUAUCGGAGCACUUUGCGAAGAAUGUGAUAUUGAUGGUAAAGUGUGGGGUGAAAGAUACUCACAUUCAUCGGAUUUUACUUGUGGAAAAUGCUCUCAAAUAUCUGAUAAUGUAAUAAAAAUUGUAGCUAUAUCUCUUUGGACAAUAAUAAGUAUCUAUCUUUCUGCUUCGUCAUCUAUAUAAUUAGUAUAACACAAUACCAUGAGAAAUAUUUUUAUUUUGCUAGGAACUAUUUCAGCUGGGAAAUCAACAGAAAAAUCAAACUUAACGAGUGUAUUGAUCAAAAUUUUGACAAGUUACUUUUAGAUUAUAUCAGUUCUAUUUACGUUUAAGCUUAAUACACCUGCAACUUUAUCAAAUAUUACUAACACGGUUGGUAAUCCUUCAAAGUAAAUGGGAAUGUCAAUUAAUUGCUUUUUAGUUGAUUUUUCAGGAAAUAUUCCCAUAACAUACUUUUCUUUAUUGUGGAUGCUUGUAAACCCUUUGCUUUACUUAGGACUUGCUUUGGUCUUUUUCUUAUUUUAUUCAUUUUAUUUGAUAAUAAUAAAAAAAUUAUAAGAAGUAAAAAAAAAUUUAAGUUACAUUUGGUGUACUUUUAUCUUUUUGUUUAUUACUUUCUAGCCAUCUAUCGUGUCUGCUUAUAUAGCUACUUCUUCUUGUAGAACUAUUGGAGAUACAGAGUAUGUAAAAGCAAAUGUAAGUCUUGAAUACUAUACCCCUGAACAUAUUAACUAUUUGAUAAAGCUUAUUCUUCCUAUUUUACUUAUUUGGGUUUUUGUAAUUCCUAUGCUUUUUUUUACAAAGCUUUAUGUCAAUCGCGAUUAGAUUUACUAUAAAUCAAGUUUAAAGUACGCAUUUGGAUAUCUUUAUCAGGAGUAUUAACCAAAAGCCUAUUUGUGGGAAUUUGUUAAAAUGUUUGAGAAAGUGAUGAUUAUUAUUUUUGUGAAUAUAUAUGAAAGUGAUGUUAAGGUAAAAGGAGUUUUAUCGUUUAUGUGCAUAAUUAUUUAUCUAAUUUUGAGUUACACCUUUAAACCAUACCAUGAUAUCUAAUUGAAUCGUUUGGAUUAAUUAGCUAAUGAGAUUUGUGCUUUGAGCAUAAUUAUUGGUGUUUUCAUAAACAACAAUAAUUUUGGUUAUUUAGUUUACUUGGGAUAUUUCUUCUUAGGGUUUUUUAAUAUUUAUUUCUUACUUAUAAUUUUGAGAAACUUAUUUAAAGGAUUUGCAUCUAUUAUAGAUAAAUUAUUCUAUAAUAAUUUUGAUAAGAUAGUUAAAAAGUUAUCCUGUUUUCCUAAAAUUUAACAUUUUUUGCAAGGAAAGAUAAAGAAAUAUGUAAGCACUUAAAGAGUUCAAUAAUUAUGGCGAGUCAUAAAUAAGAGAUAUAAAUUAUGGGUUUAAGCGAGAAAGAAAAAUUCUUAAGCUAAAUUUCUUGAUAUUUAAAAUACUCCAGAUAAUAAAAAAAUAGCAAAAUAGAUUUCUGAUGAAUAGUCGUAUAAUUCAAUAUUUUCUGUUGAAAGAUUUAAGUAAAAAUACGAUUCUCCAACACCUUUACUGACAAGUAUAACCAAUUUAAAAGGUAAUAUAAAGGUCUAACCUCUUCAGAUAAUGAUAUCUUAGAAUAAAUAAGGUAAAAUGAGCAAAUAAAAUAGUUUUUUAGAUAUUCAAGAUGACUUUAAUCUAGAAAACGAAUUAGAUAAGAAUUAAAGUAUUAAAUCAGAUUAGAAAAAUCAACAAAAUAAUUUAAUUAUAGAAAAUGUUCCAAAUUAAUAAUAAAUAGAAUGA
This is a messenger RNA of Tetrahymena thermophila SB210, 8184 nucleotides long. RefSeq names its product transmembrane protein, putative. Lineage: Eukaryota; Ciliophora; Oligohymenophorea; Hymenostomatida; Tetrahymenidae. The transcript has 22 exons. The record is from RefSeq and is a predicted model, not a curated record.